This is a messenger RNA of Phialemonium atrogriseum, 348 nucleotides long. RefSeq lists its product as uncharacterized. The transcript has a single exon. The record is from RefSeq and is a predicted model, not a curated record. Bases 1 to 348 code for a protein of 115 amino acids. Lineage: Eukaryota; Fungi; Ascomycota; Sordariomycetes; Cephalothecales; Cephalothecaceae.
AUGGAAGCCGAAGCCAAAACAGAAGACUCGUCGCUGUCGAGCACCCUCGCUCCCGAUUCCACGUCCAUGGCGACAACGGCGGCAGCGACAACAAUGUCGGACGAGCCAGAGGCCAAGAAGCGCAGGUGGUCCAACUACUACGUGAUUGUCCGGUGCAGCCAAGACCACCUCUUCACCACCAUCUGGGUGCCGUAUUUCUCGCUCAAGGCCGGCCGGUUCGGCUCGCAGCGGCUGCAGUGGUGCCCGGUCGGUCGCCACAUGACUCUAAUCAGGAGAGUCUAUGUCGAGGAGCUGACGGAGACGGACCGGGAGCGGGCGGCGUCGUGCAUCGACAUGCGCGUGCCGUAG